UGAGUUUGCUAUAUAGCUUAUGACAAGUAGUACAUGAAGAGCUAGUAGUGGAAGGGUUAAUUUUUUAUAUCCCUUUUGAUAUUUCAGUAAUAAUUUUCUAAUAAAAAAAUUUAUAUAAUUCAGCAAUUACGGGAAGGCUUAGAAAAUAAACUAUCAUUUUCUUUGGCCAGUAUGGAACAGGAAGUAAAGAAAUGUACGUUUGAUGAAGGAGGUACAGAAUUAGUAUAUUUACAAAACUUAUCAUCAGAUGAGCAGGGAGAUACAAAGAAUUGUCAUGGAUGUUUCUCCUGGUUAAAGUUUCGACGUUCAGGGGCUAAUUCUGGAGCACAUACUAUUCGAGAUCAAGUUACUACAUGGAGUGUAGAAGAAGUGUGUUCCUGGUUGAAGAAUUUACAGUUGGCUGAAUAUAAUGAUCACUUUGUUUCUCAUGAUAUACAAGGUAGGGUAUUAUUAUCAUUAACCCCUAGAGAUCUCGAGGAACUUGGUAUUACUAAAGUAGGACAUGUUAAACGAAUCUUACAAGCUAUCAAUGAUCUAAAUAAUUAGGUAUAUAAUAAUAAUAAUUUAAACAUUUAAAAGUAUAAAAUAUACAAUCAAUAAAAUAAUAUGUUAUGCCAGUUAAUAACUAUCUGGAUGCUGUAUGACGUAGGUUUUGAAUUACAUAGAUUGUUUAAGAAGUAGGACAAGGAUUGUAUCCUUAUAAUUAAAAAUUUUACGUAACAGUAAUAUGUAAUACAAGUAUAACACAAAUAUUCUAAUAAAAAGGGCACUUAGUGUGACACAGCAAUGUUAUAAGAAAAUUAUUUUCUGCACUGCUGUAUAUGAUAAAAUAAUAUUACUUGUGCCAAACUGUUGAACUGGUUUUAUGUCAAAAGACAAAUGUUUAUAUAGGAAUUAUAAGGAAAAUAUUUUAUCUUUAAAAAAAUACAAAUAUGUUAUAGUCAUGUCUAAUAAGAUAUAUUUUAAUGCAAUUCCUAUUACAAAAUAUUAUUAGACAUGAGCAUAGCAUUAAUAAUGCAUUUAUUAAACAAAAGAUUUAAACAGUGUAAAAAUUCAUUAAACUAUAAUUUAAGUUAUAUUUGUUCCUUUGUAGAAUGUACAAAAGAAAUUGAAGACUUUGAUAAUCAUAUAUAUUGAUGUAAAUUAUAAGUUUGAUGAUAUGUAUUAUAUCAUUGUUUGUUGUUUUUUAUAUUUGAUACACGUUACAACUUAGGGUUUCAGCUAAGUUUGCUUACAACAGUAUUAAUACUACAGUAUUAAUACUGUAACAGUAUUAAUAUUAAUUUGAAAACUACAUUCUAAAUUUAGAUAUGGAAUAAGUAUUGUCAAUUAUAUAAAUAAUUUACAUAUGUAUAUUCAAUUUACAAUUUAUAUUGUUUUACUCUGAGUUUAGUUUCCUGUGCAAAAAAGUAGAAUGUGUAUGUAUAUAUAUAUAUAUACAACUAUGUUUAAGGAGAAACUAUAUUUAUUACAAUAAGUAUUGAAUGACCUUCUAAUCUU
Messenger RNA from Bombus terrestris (buff-tailed bumblebee), 1500 nucleotides. Its product is annotated as diacylglycerol kinase eta-like. Gene Ontology annotation, biological process: cell surface receptor protein tyrosine kinase signaling pathway. The record is from RefSeq and is a predicted model, not a curated record. NCBI's taxonomy places the organism in Eukaryota, Metazoa, Arthropoda, Insecta, Hymenoptera, Apidae. Gene Ontology annotation, cellular component: cytoplasmic side of plasma membrane. The coding region runs from base 172 to 546 and encodes 124 amino acids. Gene Ontology annotation, molecular function: protein binding. The transcript has 2 exons.